AAGGACAUUUAAUGCUCCAACAAUAGACGAAGUCGCCAUCCUGAUUGUUGGUGAACAAUUUGGAAACCGCGAUAUUGUGCUUAAACGUCGCGAUACUGGGCAACUGCAACAAAUAUCUGAAACUCAUCGAUCAUAUGACGCGUUGCAAUACCCGCUAAUGUUUUGGCAAGGAGAAGAUGGAUAUUAUUUUAAUAUUAAAAUGAUUAAUCCAUUGAAUGGUGAAGAAACUACAAAGAAAGUAAGCUCAAUGAAUUAUUACGCAUAUCGUUUGAUGAUUCGUCAAAAUACUGACAACUAUUUGCUGCGGUUUCGUCGAUUGUUUCAGCAGUACUGCGUUGACAUGUAUGUAAAAAUAGAAACUGAACGUUUAACAUUCAUUAGGUUGAACCAAUCCAAACUGCGUUCUGAGGAGUACAUCCAUUUACGUGAUGCAGUUAGUACUGAAGAAAAUGCAGCUAAUAUUGGGCGACUAACUAUUCUGCCAGCGACGUACAUUGGUAGUCCACGUCAUAUGCAUGAAUAUGCACAAGAUGCAAUGAAACAUAAACCAACCAAAACUGUGCAACGGUACGCGUUUGGUGGUUAGAAAACUAAUGAACAAUGUAAUUUACGCUACGAUAAUGAUAGGAAAAUUCAAAGGUGAGGAAGUUCUCAUACCGAGAAUACCGAUGAUACCAACCGAUAUGCCGUUUGAAUUUAAAAGAAUUCAAUUUCCGAUACGUCUUGCAUUUGCCAUGACCAUCAACAAAUCACAAGGCCAAUCCUUAAAAGUUUGUGGUUUAAAUCUAGAACAUUCAUGUUUUUCACAUGGUCAAUUAUACGUGGCAUGUUCACGGGUCGGAAAACCAUCUGCGUUGUUUGUUUUUGCGCCUGAUAAUAAAACAAAAAAU
This is a messenger RNA of Drosophila ficusphila, 890 nucleotides long. RefSeq lists its product as uncharacterized. The transcript is spliced from 2 exons. The record is from RefSeq and is a predicted model, not a curated record. NCBI's taxonomy places the organism in Eukaryota, Metazoa, Arthropoda, Insecta, Diptera, Drosophilidae. Bases 158 to 586 code for a protein of 142 amino acids.